This is a messenger RNA of Xenia sp. Carnegie-2017, 2103 nucleotides long. RefSeq lists its product as uncharacterized. NCBI's taxonomy places the organism in Eukaryota, Metazoa, Cnidaria, Anthozoa, Malacalcyonacea, Xeniidae. Gene Ontology annotation, molecular function: zinc ion binding. The coding region runs from base 1 to 2046 and encodes 681 amino acids. The transcript has 3 exons. The record is from RefSeq and is a predicted model, not a curated record.
AUGGCGACUAAACAGCCAGAAGAAGAACUGAAAUACGAAGAUUUUCUUCACUUGACUGUUUCUUCGCUAAAAGAUUUUUUGGCGUUGAGAGGGUUGAAACAAACUGGGAAAAAAGCAGAGUUAAUCGCUAGGGCAUUUGGUGCUUAUGAACUUAAAGUUCCGAAGAAAUUUACGCAGGAGCAAAUUUAUAAAAACAUACGUGAGGAGUAUUCAAGAAGGCUGAAAUUAAACAGCAUUAAAACUGAUCCCAACUUACUCCCCGAGCAAGCGUGGCUUGAUGACGUGAGAAAGUGGCCAGAAAUCGAUGACGGAAAGUUGUUCAGUUAUAUAUUGAGAAUCAAAGCGGUAGAUGUUGAUUAUAUUGGAAAAUAUAAAGACCAAAAGGCUUACUCGUAUUGGAUGAGGGGAUUUGUUGACAUCGUUUACGUUGCAAAAUGUCCUUCGGAUGGCAAAUUUACUUUCUUGAAAGGUAACAUCUGUCCUUCCCAAAAACUAAAUGAUGAUCCACACAAAGUUUGGGUUUGCGUCGAGGGAACUGGCAGUGACUGCAGGAUUGUAACGUCUUGGUGUUCGUGUACAGCGGGAACAGCAGAGGCAUGUAACCAUGUAAUUGCCCUCCUUUACAAGGAUAGAAAAACUAAAAAAGUAAGUAAUCGAGACAGCAACUUGGAACAGAAAAUGCAAAAAGAAUUUGAUCCAAGAAAGCAUGAAGACAGACAGUUGACCGAUGAAAGAGUUUCUUCCUUACUGAAGAGUGUAAAGGACUUGGUACCAUCAGCAUGUGUGUUGUUCUCUGUUGAAUAUGUUUAUGUCAAAUAUUUUAAAGACAUACCAGUGGAACAAGCCACUACACAUUUCCUUAUUGAAUCACAAAUCACCAAAGAUCAAGUGAAAAAAAUUGAACAGGAAACAAGGCAGCAACAUUCCAACCCAUUGUGGAGAAAGCAAAGAAUUGGAAGAAUAACAGCUUCCAAUUUUCACAUGGUUCACACAAAAACAGAGACUAUUAUGAAAAGCAAAAAUGCUAGCAAAAAGAAGCCUCAAUAUAGCCCAACUGUAUUUAAAUUAGUAAAUGAGUCUGGAAACAUUUCCCAUUUACCUCAAAUUAAGUGGGGAGUGGAACACGAGAAAGAUGGCAUCAAGUCCUUUUUGUCUGAUGUGGCUAGUCAGCACGAUGGUGGCAUUGAAGGGUUUCGUCAGUGUGGACUCUAUGUAAAAAGUGACUAUCCAUAUCUUGCUGCUUCUCCGGAUGGUUUGUUCUCAUGCAAGUGCUGUGCUCCUGCUACUGUUGAAGUGAAAUGCCCAUAUUCAGUUAGAUAUGGUAAUAUAAUGAAGAAAGAGGUUUUUCAGCAUGUGGACUUCCUUGAAGAGUUUAAUGGUAAUCCUCGUCUGAAACGUUCUCAUUGUUAUUACACACAAGUACAAGCGCAAAUGUGGGUUUGUGGUGUACAUCAUUCUUUCUUUGUAGUUUGGACACUUGGACAUCAACCCCUUUAUGAAGAAAUUGAGCUGGACAUGGCAUUUAUGACAAAUGUGGUAAAUAAUCUUACUAUAUUUUAUAAGACUUAUGUUAUGCCUUGUAUUUUGGGUUAUCGAGAUCUUUUGCAAUGUUCAAAGUGUGAGAAGGUUAUUUUGGAUGAAGCAGAAAUCAAUUGCCCUGCAACUGAAAGGAGUGUAACUUGUGUCACAUGCAACACUCAGUGGCAUUUGCCAUGUGCAGGCCUGACUGAACGAUGUCUCAGCUCAAUAGACUCAUGGCUUUGCCACAGUUGUCUCCUUGACAAUGCUGGUUGUUAUGAUGAUAACAGUUUUGAGGAAGAAGAAAUUAGCAUAAAUGACACAGGCCUCAUCACAUCCCAGGAUUGCUCACCUUUAAUAUCAGAUGAAAUAAACAAUAUAUGCCCAGUAUGCAUGUUGAAAGACAUUCAUGUUGGAGGAGAGCAUAUUUGUUCUAUAUGCAAAAAUGCUGUACAUGCAUGGUGCAGCAAUCAUGAAGAAAUUACAAGCUCUGCUAAUUUAGUUUGUAAUUAUUGUAAGUCAGAUUAAUUUUCACCUUGAUCCUCUAUGUGAAAGAUUUCUCCAGGGUUUAGCUAUCGUGAAAGA